AUGUUCAACCAUCCCUUAAUUGCAAAACUUGAAAAGUACAAUUGUAUCUUGGGAUCUCAAUCUCCUCGAAGAAAGGAGAUAUUAGAAAAUAAUUUAGGAAUCAAGAACUUCACAACCAAAGCGUCGUCAUUUGAGGAGAAUUUGGCAAAAGAUGACAAAACCCCUUUGGAAUAUGUCCAACUUACAAGUCAGCAUAAAGGAGAAGCGAUUAUCAAGCAGUCUAAAUUUGAUUCACCUACUAUAAUACUCACAUGUGAUACCAUCAUUAGUUGUAAUGGGGAAGUUUUCGAAAAGCCAAUGACCAAAGAAAGACAACGUGAAUUCUUUGAAUAUUUCAGUCGAUACCCGGAGUUAGAAGUGAUUUCAGCAUUGACAGUAUUCAAAGUGGGAAAGACAACAGAAGUGUUUACAGAUCAUUCCAUUUCAAAAUUAAAAUUCAAGGGGGACAAAUAUAUUAAUGAUGCAUAUAUUGAGAGCAAAGAAGGGUUAGAAGUUGCCGGUGGCUUUAAAUAUCAAGGGUUGGGAUGUUUAUUGUUUGAUUCAAUGGAAGGAGAUUACUUCAAUGUAGUUGGAUUACCGGUUAAGGUGUUUAGUCUACUAGAAAAGGCAGUGUAA
Messenger RNA from Candida tropicalis MYA-3404, 615 nucleotides. RefSeq names its product nucleotide diphosphatase. The transcript has a single exon. Gene Ontology annotation, molecular function: nucleoside triphosphate diphosphatase activity. The record is from RefSeq and is a predicted model, not a curated record. The coding region runs from base 1 to 615 and encodes 204 amino acids. NCBI's taxonomy places the organism in Eukaryota, Fungi, Ascomycota, Pichiomycetes, Serinales, Debaryomycetaceae.